This is a messenger RNA of Coffea arabica (coffee), 1639 nucleotides long. The record is from RefSeq and is a predicted model, not a curated record. NCBI's taxonomy places the organism in Eukaryota, Viridiplantae, Streptophyta, Magnoliopsida, Gentianales, Rubiaceae.
UGAACGGAAAGCCACGUGGUGGUACUCGGCUUUUCACAAUAUCACGGCCAUGGUUGGAGCUGGGGUCCUCGGUCUCCCUUAUGCCAUGUCCGAACUCGGCUGGGGUCCCGGUGUAACCAUAAUGAUUCUUUCAUGGGUCAUCACCUUGUACACCCUGUGGCAAAUGGUGGAGAUGCACGAGAUGGUUCCUGGUAAGAGGUUUGAUAGGUACCAUGAGCUAGGUCAGCAUGCAUUUGGUGAAAAGCUCGGGCUUUGGAUCGUCGUACCCCAACAAGUCGUGGUCGAAGUCAGUACAUGCAUUGUCUACAUGGUUACCGGGGGAAAAUCACUCAAGAAGUUCCAUGAUAUUGUCUGUCCACCGCCCAAGUGCCAAGAUAUUAGGCUCACCUUCUUCAUCAUGAUCUUCGCUUCCGUCCAUUUUGUCAUCUCUCAUCUUCCCAACUUCCAUUCCUUGUCUCUUAUCUCCUUGUCCGCAGCUGUAAUGUCCUUGAGUUACUCUACUAUUGCUUGGGUGGCUUCAGUGACUAAGGGGCAAGAAGCGGAUGUGAACUAUGGUCCAAGAGAGACAAGUACAACUGCAAUUACUCUCAGCUCUUUUAAUGCUUUGGGAGAUGUUGCCUUUGCCUUUGCAGGUCAUAAUGUGGUGUUGGAAAUCCAAGCAACAAUUCCUUCGACUCCUGAUAAGCCUUCAAAGAAACCAAUGUGGAGAGGAGUAAUCCUUGCCUACUUGGUUGUUGCCUUGUGUUACUUCCCAGUUGCAUUUUCCGGUUACUACUCCUUUGGGAACAAAGUUGAUGACAACAUUCUGGUUACCCUGCAAAAACCUUCAUGGCUCAUUGCCACUGCAAACAUGUUCGUCGUGGUCCAUGUCAUAGGAAGCUAUCAGGUAUACGCCAUGCCAGUUUUUGACAUGCUAGAAACAUUCUUGGUGAAGAAACUACGCUUCAAACCUUCGACUGUGCUUCGCUUUACCACUCGUACUAUUUAUGUUGGUGUGACCAUGUUCGUUGCCAUUGCUGUCCCCUUCUUUGGAGGCUUAAUGGGAUUCUUCGGUGGCCUUGCUUUGGCCCCAACAACGUACUACCUUCCCUGCAUUAUGUGGCUCGUCCUCUACAAACCAAAGAGGUUCGGCUUGUCUUGGUGUGCAAAUUGGGUCUGCAUCGUGGUCGGCAUUGUCCUGAUGAUUCUAGCACCUAUUGGCGGUCUAAGGUCCAUCAUCCUAUCAGCCAAGAACUACAAAAUGUUCUCUUAAAUAAUGUCAAUCUUCAAGUAACCAAAGAUCCAACAAAACAAAACCCUUUGCUUAUUUGAGGUCAAAACCGAUGAUGAUGAGGAUUUCAACCGGAGUACCUUGCCCUUACUCCUGGUUGAAAUGUUUAUGGCUCUGUCGAGUGAGAGACAAUGACAGUCGUCUGCUGAAGUCUGUUAAUGGGGCAAUCUCUUUCGUAUGCAUAGCUAGUCACAGUGAGUAGAAAUGCAAUUGUGUCGAAGAAAUUAUGGUGUGCAUUUACGUAGUUUCAUUUCUAGAUUUGUUAAGGUUUCAGAUGCAUAUAAUGCAUCGGCUUGUGUAUAUACUGGUGAAAGGACAAUAUCGUGCUGUUGUAAAUAUGUGUCCGUGUAUUGUUGUCUUUCAAGUUAA